AUGGGUCGUGGUGGUGGAAAACUGAACAUGAAACUCAUUUCCGAUGAGCGAUCUCGCAAGGUUACGUUCAAAAAGAGAAAGGAUGGCAUUUUAAAGAAAGCUGAUGAGUUUUCAAUACUUUGUGGAGUAGAUACGUGCUUGAUAAUCUAUGGCCCAAAACAGUCUGAUCGUCGACCUGCCGAACUUUACACCCGACCACAAAACCCAGAUGAAGUUAAUCGCAUUAUUGAAAGAUUCAAGCUCAAUAACAAACCAGCUACCAAAACUUAUAAUUUGUCUGAUUGGUUGCUUGAGCAAAAAGGCAAGAUGGAUGCUAAAAUUUAUAAACUGAGGAGUGAUAUGUAUGAAACCAAGUACCCGACGUGGGAUGAUCGUAUCGAUGAAUUUUCAGAACAUCAAAUGGAAGAGCUUAUACAUGUGUUGGAUCAAAAGAUUGAAUCCGGGAAGAGAACACUCAAUAAUGUGAGGGCAGUCAGGGCACCAUCAAUAUUGUUGCUGGGUGGAAGCGAUGUUGCUAAUGGGACUAGCCAAAAGCUCUCUGAUCAUAUAUACGAUUAUGCACACUACCAUGGUGAAUAUGAGAAGGAAAAGCCUAGCUGUGUAGGUAUGAUGGAUAUGCACAUGCCCUUCUCACUUGAUCAACCUAUUAGCUAUUCUCAGAUGUUUCAAUAUGAUUCAAAUCUGCAUUCGAUGAUGACUGAUCCAUUGAUGCAAUAUCCAAGCACUUACUAUGAUCUAAGAAGAGAAAAUCAGAUGAUCCAGUCUCCUGCCGAGAAUUUAAUUAUGUUUAAUGGCACUCCAAGUUCUUCUAUGAGACACGAAGCUCCACUGAUACAGAAGCCUCUGUCGUACACUCCAUACCCGAUGAAUAUUUCGAGUGUUUCAACACAACUUGGAACUUCAGAAGUAAAGAAUAGUGAAGAUGAUUGA
Argentina anserina (silverweed cinquefoil) is the source of this 930-nucleotide messenger RNA. RefSeq names its product agamous-like MADS-box protein AGL82. Gene Ontology annotation, molecular function: RNA polymerase II cis-regulatory region sequence-specific DNA binding; DNA-binding transcription factor activity, RNA polymerase II-specific; protein dimerization activity. The transcript has a single exon. Bases 1 to 930 code for a protein of 309 amino acids. The record is from RefSeq and is a predicted model, not a curated record. Lineage: Eukaryota; Viridiplantae; Streptophyta; Magnoliopsida; Rosales; Rosaceae. Gene Ontology annotation, biological process: positive regulation of transcription by RNA polymerase II.